Molecule: messenger RNA, 975 nt
Organism: Hyla sarda
Lineage: Eukaryota; Metazoa; Chordata; Amphibia; Anura; Hylidae
Product: olfactory receptor 6N2
Exons: 1
Coding region: 1-975 (324 amino acids)
Biological process (GO): G protein-coupled receptor signaling pathway
Cellular component (GO): membrane
Molecular function (GO): G protein-coupled receptor activity; olfactory receptor activity
Source: RefSeq, a predicted model, not a curated record
AUGAAACGAUGGAACACAAGCAGUACUGUCACAGAAUUUAUUCUUGUAGGAUUCCCCACGCUCUACAGAUAUGGACCAUUGCUAUUUAUCUGUCUUCUUCUUGUUUACGUUCUUACCAUUGUCGGUAAUGUUGUUAUAUUUGUUCUUGUAAGGUUGGACUCACGUCUCCAAAUACCUAUGUACUUUUUUAUCAGUAUUUUAUCCAUCCUAGAAAUUUGUUAUACAGCAGUUACCAUUCCGAAGAUGUUGAUCAACCUCCUGGUGGCAAAGAGGAGUAUAGAUUUUACUAGCUGUCUCUUGCAGACGUAUUUCUUCCAUUCUCUUGGAGCCAGUGAGUGCUAUCUUCUAACCUCCAUGGCCUACGACCGUUAUCUGGCAAUUUGUCAGCCACUGCAUUACUCUUCCAUCAUGACCUCCACUAUGACUAUAAAAUUAGUAGUCACCUGCUUUAUUUUGGGUUUUCUGUGCCCUAUUACUGAAGUCAUCCUCAUAUCCCGACUGCCCUUCUGUGGGAGUAAUGAAAUCCAGCAUAUCUUCUGUGAUUUCCCACCAUUGCUCAGUUUGGCUUGCACCGAUACAUUUAAGAACGUUCUUGCUGAUUUUGUCAUCAAUAGUUUUAUUAUCCUAGUGACAUUCACCUUUAUAAUGAUUUCCUAUAUUAGGAUAAUCAUAGCUAUCUUGAAAAUAAAGACAUCUGUGGGCCGAAUGAAUGCCUUCUCCACCUGUGUGUCCCACUUGACUGUAGUCCUCAUGUUUUUUUCCUGCAUUGUGUUCAUGUAUGUGCGGCUUACAGAGAGUUAUGGUUUGUAUUAUGACCGUGUUCUUGCUGUUGUUUAUUCUGUGCUUACCCCUCUAUUGAAUCUUUUUAUCUAUAGCUUACGAAACAAGGAGAUCAGAAUGGCCUUUAAACGUUCCAUGUGUUGCAAAAGUUUUCACAGCUAUACAACCAAUGCAAAGUGUAAGACUAUGGUUUGA